AUGAGGAGUCGAGAAGACUACUUCCGGUUUCUGGACCUGCCAGCAGAGCUGCGUAACCGCGUAUACGACCUCGCCGCCAAGACUCAAGCCGACCUACCGCGCUGCGUACUCCCAUGUCUUGCACUUGCGCAGGCCUGCCAACAACUCCGUAUCGGGUAUCGCCCCAUCUGCAUCAAGCGAGAGAUCAUCAUCGAUUGGGAGAAGGUUCCCGGCUAUAUGCGCACUUUUUUCCCUACAGUCAACGGCAAGAUCGAAAACAUUGAACUCAUACCAACGAGCAUGACAAUAGUAACGCCUUGGCGUGGAGAGCCAGGUGAAAGUGGACUUCAGCUCGACAUACUUCCAAUGAUCAAAAUUGGGCUGUAUCAACCUGGUUUUACCUGUGAAUUCAUUCACGAUGCUGAAAGCUUGGAAAAGAUGAAAGUUCCUCCUUUCAAUCCCGAAGACCCUCAUUUCGGGGACCUCAGGGAUAUUGCAAAAUUUCUCCAUGAAGAUACUGCGCCACUGAGGAUUGUUAUGAAUCAUCGUGGUGAGGAGUGGACAUCGGAUAUCGAAACCGGCAGGAUCACUAAGAUCUUAUUGUGUGAUAUCGGUGUGCUUGAAGAGCCAAAAGCCUUGUUUUAUGUCAAAAGUGGCGGUCUGAGUCUGAGGGAUGAGUCGGGUGAUGUGGAAGAACAGGAGAGGAAUAUAGAGCAUGCUUACUUCGAGAUGGUAGGGCUUCUCGACAUCUAUCCGGGCGAGUUCAUUACUUUUCCUGGCUUGAGGCUCGUUGAACAAUCGUAUUGA
Messenger RNA from Alternaria alternata, 786 nucleotides. RefSeq lists its product as hypothetical. The coding region runs from base 1 to 786 and encodes 261 amino acids. NCBI's taxonomy places the organism in Eukaryota, Fungi, Ascomycota, Dothideomycetes, Pleosporales, Pleosporaceae. The transcript is spliced from 2 exons. The record is from RefSeq and is a predicted model, not a curated record.